This is a messenger RNA of Cercospora beticola, 1256 nucleotides long. RefSeq lists its product as uncharacterized. The record is from RefSeq and is a predicted model, not a curated record. Lineage: Eukaryota; Fungi; Ascomycota; Dothideomycetes; Mycosphaerellales; Mycosphaerellaceae.
AACCGAUGUCAUCAGGACGACUCUCGACAAGCGAAGUUGUACACUAGAUGACAAUUGCUGGCGACGCGUGUGCGCAUCGUGCGAAAUGACCUGGACAUGGGCAUCAUCCUAUCCACGACACGAUAUGCGCCGUUCGCUUUCAUCUCCGGAAUAAUUGGGAUCGUGUCGUUCGUCUUCACCUUGACAACAUGGCUGAAAGUGCUAUGGACCAAUUUCGAGACCAUGGGGCAGGCGCCCCAUGAAGUCCAUGCCUACCUGACGAACAUACGAACAGAACUUCUCGAGGAAAGAGCUAGCAUUCGCAUCAUGCGAAAGCAAUGUAAGAAGUAUUACAAACAAGUGAGGCAGAAUGGCGGGGAUACUUUAGCCGGACUGGAGCUGGACGAUGCGACUUUGAAGACAAUGGGCGAUACUGUCAAGUAUCUGAUGCGUCAGUUUCAGGAUAUUGAGCAACCUUUCCUCGAACCUGGCAGCGACGGGAUCGCGAAUUUCGAGAAGCACGAACGGCAGCGAAGGCGAAGGAAAAACAGCUCCAUUAGUCCUUACUACGAGCAUUCGGCAUACGCAUCACCUACAACCAAAAAAGUCGAUAGAGCAAGGUCUAGAACAGGCAGCAGGGGAAGGCGUAGAGCUCAGCAGCAAGAGGAUGAAGAGGAUGAUGCGGAAACUUACUGGGCGCAGAGGACACAAUACCGCAAAUUUGGCUUCGCAUGCAGGUUCGCCUGGCUUAAGAAGAAGUCACAAGCUCAGGACCUGUUUGCAACUCUGAGCAGAGUACAAAUCAGGCGGAUAGCAAGACAGGUUGGCGAUUUGAGCAUGCUUGUUCAUCAGUAUGGAGGCGCGACUGCGAGGACGGAGGAGAUGCUGAUGAGGAUCGAGGACAGAUUGUCCAAUAUUGUUGGCGUUCGCAGGAUUGAGUGAAGUGAGACUUUUCUCACGCUCUCAUCACACCUGGUCCACGACCUGGCGCAAGCGUUUCUCGCCACGAUGACCACUAAAUACAUGCUUCCUUCUCGGGACUUGGACUGCAACGGGUACUCUACACACAGCACGAGUUCGUCAUUAGCGACAUGUUCUCGCCCCGAAGCAAGUCCGUGUAACCGUCCGAAAUACAUAUCUCGGAAGACCAGUGCCGCUCGGCAGCAGAAGCAGCCAUUCAUUCAUCACGAAGAGAACCGCCAGCUUUGCCAUAUGAAAGCAGGCAAACAACAUUUCGAUUCUCACCAUAAUUCGAUAAAGCCCUUACUUUUCGCCCC